AUUUCUUAAGCAGCGACUUCAGCAGGCUGUAACAGGAGGUAUAGGAUAGUCCUGAACUUGGUUUUCUGUCGACUUCAAAGCUCCAAUCUGUUUGGCCUCCAUCUGCACUAAUUAUGGAGAAACCCUGCAUACUGACCACUGUGCCUGGACCAAAAGGCAUCUAUGAGUGUUUUAAACCAUGCAUUGAGAAGCAUUUCACAAUUAUCCACUAUGAGGAGUUUGUUAAAAGAAAGGAACAUUAUGCAGAACAGAUUCAGGCUAUUUUUGUGUGGGGUGUUAUCUUAAAGGUUAAUAUGGAGCUUUUACAAACAUUACCCAAACUCCAGGUUGUUGUGAAUGGUGGUGUGGGAGUAGACCACCUGGACAUACCGCUGAUCAAUAGUUUUGGAGUUAAGGUGUGCAAUACUCCGCAUGUAGUUGACAAUGCGACAGCUGACAUUGGGAUGGCACUAAUGUUGGCAUCAGCAAGGAGAAUUCUUGAAGGACAUAACUUUUCGAAAUACCAUGAAUCAGAAUACAUGCCAGAGGCUUCUUUGGGCAAUGAUGUCAGUGGCGCCACUUUGGGUAUCAUUGGUAUGGGGAGAAUCGGUUAUAAGGUUGCCAGGAGGGCUCAAAGUUUUGACAUGAAAAUCCUCUAUCACAACAGGAAUCAAAGGACAGAAGAAGAAGAGAGGGCAGUGGGUGCUGUCUAUUGUGAGAAAAUGGAGGAACUGCUGCAAAAGUCUGACUUUGUAAUGAUUGUGGUUAAUCUGACUCCCCAGACACACAAGCUGAUCGGUGCUAAAGAACUUGCCAUGAUGAAGCCCAGCAGUACCCUCAUUAACAUCAGCAGAGGUUUGGUUGUUGACCAAGAUGCUUUGGUUGAUGCUCUCCAACAGAAAGUCAUAAAAGCUGCAGCACUGGAUGUCACAUACCCUGAGCCUCUCCCAAGAGAUCACCCUUUACUGUCAAUUCCAAACGUAAUUGUCCUGCCGCACAUGGGGACGCACACUAUGGAGACCGCUCGGAUCAUGGUGGAGAAAAUGGUGGCCAAUACCCUGGCAGUUUUGAAUGGGGAGAAACCUGAAAAUGAAGUGAAGAUAUAGAUCACACUCACCUGUGUCUCACUUCCUACCUUUAAAAGCAUAUCUUCAAAGCUGAUUCUUUUACUACAGUUUAAUUUACAAUAUGUAGGGGCAGUGAUAAACACUAAACAAUCUAGAAAGUCUGUCAAAAGGUUUGAAACACCUAGUCUUUCAUCAUUUUCCAGAGACAUAUGCAUGUUCAUUUUGUUAAUAUGAAACAAACUAGGUCAUUUAUUAAUGGUAUGAAGAUGUACUUUGACUAAAAAUCCCCCCCAGAUGUUACACUUUAUAUCCCUGAAAAAUCAUUCCUAAGCAUAAAUGAACAGCUUUGCAAACUCUUGGCAUCCAGACAAUUUCUUAUAAAUACUUUGCCAGGCCUCUUGUGAAACUUGCUAAAGGUCGUUGUAACUAGUUGAAUAUUACUUUCUGACCUUGUGAUCCAGUUUAUCCCAGAGCAAUUCAAUAGGAUUUGGGUGAUAUAACAAUCCAGGCAAAUGUUUGCUUUCUAUAUAACCCUUACAGAACUUGGACGUAGGCUUCAGGUCAUUGUUGUUGUUGUUUUAUGGUGAAGUUGGUUUCACUUAGUCACAGUCCAGUUGCAUGGAGUUGAAGUAUGAAAUCGUAGCCAUGUCAGUUCAGUGUUUCAUUUACCCGAAAUAGGUCUCCAAAACAUUAAGAUUCAAACUCCAUGUUUGGCAGUGAGUGUGUGGUGGUCUGGUAACUUCUUCUCUCCAGUUGAUGUCUUACUCAAAAUCUCCUGUUGGAUCUUUCCACAGAACUUUUAUUUACUGUCUUAAUUUUUUCUUUGUGUUGACUUUUACCUUGUUUGUUGCAUCUAAACAAUUGGAUUAUACAUGUGUUUCAAAAACAAUCUUUUCUCAGGCUGUAGAUAGUAAAGUUUGUAUCAUAUUGUUCUUAAUGGAAUUUUAAAAUUGAACAGUUUUACCUAUAAGGGAUGUAUCUGACCUGAUUUUAUUAAUGUUUUACAAAAAAAUGUGUAAGAUUCCAGGAAACUUUCAAUAAAUCAAUAUAUGUUUGUCAAAUGCAAA
Silurus meridionalis is the source of this 2113-nucleotide messenger RNA. RefSeq lists its product as uncharacterized. Gene Ontology annotation, molecular function: glyoxylate reductase (NADPH) activity; NAD binding; hydroxypyruvate reductase [NAD(P)H] activity. Gene Ontology annotation, cellular component: cytosol. The coding region runs from base 114 to 1085 and encodes 323 amino acids. The transcript is spliced from 6 exons. The record is from RefSeq and is a predicted model, not a curated record. NCBI's taxonomy places the organism in Eukaryota, Metazoa, Chordata, Actinopteri, Siluriformes, Siluridae.